Molecule: messenger RNA, 852 nt
Organism: Eruca vesicaria subsp. sativa (arugula)
Lineage: Eukaryota; Viridiplantae; Streptophyta; Magnoliopsida; Brassicales; Brassicaceae
Source: the annotation of a GenBank genome assembly
AUGGGGAGGUCUCCUUGCUGCGAGAAAGACCACACCAACAAAGGAGCUUGGACUAAAGAAGAAGAUGAUAAGCUCGUCUCUUACAUCAAAUCUCACGGCGAAGGUUGUUGGCGUUCUCUUCCAAGAUCCGCCGGUCUUCUCCGUUGCGGCAAAAGCUGCCGUCUCCGAUGGAUUAACUAUCUCCGGCCUGAUCUCAAGAGGGGUAACUUCACCCUCGAAGAAGAUGAUCUCAUCAUCAAACUCCAUAGCCUCCUCGGUAACAAGUGGUCUCUUAUUGCGACGAGGCUACCGGGAAGAACAGAUAACGAGAUCAAGAAUUACUGGAAUACACAUGUAAAGAGGAAGCUUUUGAGAGGAGGGAUUGAUCCCACGACUCAUCGGCCGAUCAACGAGAGCAAAGCUCCUCGUGAUUCACCAAAGUCUAGAGAAACAGAGGACCCGAUUGUAAAGUUUUUCUCUUUCAGUCCUCAAAUGGAGAAAAAAGAAAGUUUUGGGGGUGAGAGAAAUUAUCAGGAAGGACUGAUUUGCAAAAAGGAGAGAGUUGAGUAUCCUGUUGUUGAAGAAAAGUGCUUAGAUUUGAAUCUUGAGCUUAGAAUCAGCCCGCCAUGGCAAGACCAACAGCACCACGAUGAGACCAAACUCCGGUUUGGGACAGAGAAGUAUAGAUGCAAUGCGUGCCGUUUUGGAGUGGGAAACGGCAAGGAGUGUAGCUGCAGUGAUGUGAAAUGUCAAAUAGAGGACAGUACUAGUAGCAGCUAUUCUUCAAGCGACAUUAGUUGUAGUGUGGUUGGUUAUGACUUCUUGGGUUUAAACACUAGUGUUUUGGAUUUUAGUAGUUUGGAAAUGAUCUGA